Molecule: messenger RNA, 1806 nt
Organism: Naegleria lovaniensis
Lineage: Eukaryota; Heterolobosea; Eutetramitea; Acrasida; Naegleriidae
Exons: 3
Coding region: 1-1806 (601 amino acids)
Molecular function (GO): protein binding
Source: RefSeq, a predicted model, not a curated record
AUGGCCCAAAUCCCACUGAGCUCGGAAACUGAUGAUCCAAACACCGAGAAGGCACUCAAUGAUGAGAGUCCACUAUUGGAUACUACAACUGAGAAAGCGUUCGAUCACAGCUACAACUUUGAAAACAAAAUUCAUUUAGUUUCCAAAGACUUAUUUACUCAAGGUUUUUCUAAAUAUUUUCGGAAUGAUCUCUUCUCUGACGUAACGGUCAAUCAUGUUCCAACAAAUACAAGUUUUAGAUGUCAUAGAAUAAUUCUAGCGCACCAAUCACAGUUUUUUGAAAGUCUUUUUACUGGCCCAUUUAAAGAUUCAGGAGAUUGUGUAGAUGUACAUUUUGACGACAUGGAUGGUGUUUUUGAGAAGGUACUCGAAUAUUUAUAUACUGGAAACAUUACAAUUCCAGCAACCUCUAUCGUAGGACUACAUGUUGCAGCAGAUCAAUUAAUUUGUAAUGAUUUAUCAAAAAGUGUGAUGAUAUUUCUAGACGAAUUCCUUUCCGAGAAAAAUGUCUUUCAAAUUCUAAACUCUUCAUUGAGACAAUAUGAUGAUGCUAUUUUGGAGAAGGCAUGUGCAUACAUUGCCUUGCACUUUGUUUCUUUAAAUGACGAGUUCAAUUUAAUAUAUGCAGAUUUACCUUCACAAGUUUUCUUUGGAAUUAUUGCUCAUGAGAAUAUUGCGAAAGGAAGUGGUACUAAAGCCACCAAAAGCAAAUUGAUUAGUCAAUGUGUCGAUGAUUACUGUAAAAAGAAUAAUGUUUUAGAAAAUGUGGAAUUGCUUCAAUUGUGCAUUGACGCUCUUUCAGCUUCUGAAACCAUCACACCAGAUUCUGCUGCUUUUUAUCUUAUUCAAUGCCAAAAGCAUGAUUUAAAGGAACACAUAUCUGCUUGUACAAGAAUUUUGGCUCUAAACUUCAAUGAUCUCAAAAACCUGUCCAUCAUUUAUCAAUUCAAGCCUGAAACAUUUUAUGAAUUGCUUUCAUCUGAUGAAUUAUAUAUUGGACGAGAAGAUAAUGCAUUUGAAGUGAUUCUGUCCUAUUUCAAGCACCGAGACGAUGUGACAGAAGAACAACGACAGAAAAUUGCAAACACCAUUAGAUUUCCAUUCCUUUCCUAUGCUUAUCUCCAAAAAAUUGUAGAAAAAACGGAGCCAUUAAUUGCGAAUGUGGUGUUGGAAGAGAAUUUAGCGCUAUCCUUACUGGAGCGUAUUAAAAAGUUGGAAAAAAAGGGAACCUACAAAAUUAAUGAUGAAGAAGAAGGUCCAAUGUUCUUGAAACCAAGAACAACAAGAAUUUUCACUCACACUUCCGAUUUUGAUGAAUGUGGUAUUAUUUAUUGGUUGGGAACCUUAUAUUUGUCUGAGAAUUAUGUGUCCCCAACAACAAGAGGGCUUCUCAAAAUUUCAUGUUCGAGCACUUUUGAAGCUGGAGUAGAGGAUGACAUUAUUUCUAGAACUCCAGUCUCUUGUAAUUUGGUCAACAAUGCUAACACAACCAUAACAUUUGACUUUUUGCAACUAAUAAUUUUACCUUCCGCGUAUACGCUUCGACACACAUCCGCAAGAGAUACAGAGUGUUUAAGGAACUGGAGAUUCCAAGGAUCCAUUGAUGGAAACACUUUUGUUGAUAUCAAGGUUCAUAUCAACGAUCAAUCCAUAACCACCAAAUCUCAGUCUGUGACAUUCCCUGUUGAAUGUAACGAGUAUUUCAGAUAUUUCAGAAUUCUACAAGAUGGCCUCAAUAGCAGCUCCAACAACUAUUUGAGCUUGGGAGGUUUUGAAAUCUAUGGCCUUGUAAAGAGUACUGCUUGA